AAUCGUAUCAACCCGAAAAUCCAGUAUGGCGUUUAUUGCAGAAGCAGCUGCUUACGUUAUUUGAAAAUACGACUCUCCGUGACUGAUACGAUUAACCGGAAAGUGGUGAAAACUAUACGCUUACGUUAAACUACUAAUUUACUCGAGCCCCUCGUGUCCUAAUCUCAACAAUUAUUAUCAGCGGUAUGACGGAUCGAACCGAGCUGAGGAUGAACGUGGCUGCGUUAAAACGAGUCGACCCGUACGUCAAGGAUAUCCUCGAGACGGCGACCCAUGUCGCUUUAUAUACAUUCAAUGGAGAUGAGAACGAAUGGGAAAAGACCGACAUCGAGGGCGCUCUAUUUCUCUACUCAAGAAACGGCGAGCCAUACAACAGUAUUCUCAUAAUGAACAGAUUAAAUACGAACAAUUUAGUAGAACCAGUUGCUCCGGGUUUGGAUUUACAACUGCAAGAGCCAUUUCUGUUGUAUAGAAAUUCCAGAUGCAAUAUCUAUGGCAUUUGGUUUUAUGAAAAAGAAGAGUGCGUUCGUAUUGCAAACAUGUUGAAUAAACUCUUAAAGGAAUGCGAAGAAAGUCGCAAGAUCAAUAGCAAGCCACAAAAUAAAAUUAAAAAAGUAUCGGGACCCAGCGUAAACAAUGUGGAUAUAUUCAGCAUGCUCAGCAAGGCGCAAGAAGAUUUUAACACAAGCAGAGUCAGUGGAAGUGGCGGAGGCGGUGGUGGCGACAACAGUAACACAAUAAUCGGAUCAAAGUCUCCAUUGGUUACACCUACGACUGACAAUAUUUCUGGUUCAUUAUCUGCUCCCUUAGGACCUGACGUCACUUCACAAAGUGUAAUGGAUUUUUUUGCUAAGGCUAAGGUGAACACUGGGCAAUUCAAGCCAGGUGAUCAACCUACUUCGGGAGGAACUGUCGCAGUCGAGUCGAAUAAACCUCUACUUGCGCGUUUAAUGUCCUAUCCAGCAGCGCACACUUUGGAACAUAUUGAAAAACAUAUUGAGAAACAGAGAUCUAUAACACCGCAACCUGGUACUCAUCAGUUGCAAUUGACGACAAUUCCUACAGUGAAUAGAUCCAAAAGACGGAACAAACCGAUUUCCCAACAAGAAUCGAUAAUGUCCACAUCAGCGCCGAUCUCGCAAGAUCUGCCACUACCCAUAACUCAGAACGUUAACGAUUCGAAUGGAACCACUGGAUUCCUCAGGAUACAAUCCCCAACCAACACACCGACAUCUUCUACUUUAAGAAAUCAUCAAGUUUCAAACAUUACCAAUACCAAUAAUACUAAUCCGCUUGCAUCAUUAUUUGCUCACGCUUCUGGAAGCACAUCAUCGGACGACAUUAUUCCGGCAGCGCCUACGUUGUCAGGAAGAGGAUCAGCGCCAGCGUUAAUACCUCCUGUAAUGUUUGCCGCUCCCAGUCCACCCGAGCCCUUAAACAGACCAUUAGAACCAUUGACAAGGAAUCAACUUUUACAGGCAUUCAAUUAUCUAUUAAAAAGCGAUCCGGAUUUUAUCAACAAACUUCACGAGGCCUACGUCAAAUCAUUCGGAGAGAUACUCUCCUAAAAUCAUCACAUUUAUUAUUGUAAUAUUAUCCCGGAAAAACCCAUGUCGUAUGGGUUGUGACUGAUAAAACAAGUAAACUAAAUCUCGAUAUCUCUAUGUUACAUGUGCAUGUACAUAUGUAGACAAGACGCGUAAUUUCACGCUCAAAAUUCAAUUGACCUGAGAAGAUGAAAACCACUUCUUUUAAAGAAAGAGAAUAUUCAUUUUCUGGCCAAGGAUCAGAAAAAAAAAUACAGAAAUAGAAAGCAAAGUAUAAUACCUUGAACAGUAUUUUUAUAAAGCAAUGAACCUUUUUCGAAACAGAAUAAAAAAAUAAUGACUCGCAAGAAGAAACAUGUAAUGAAUGAGAAAUUUAUGAGGCAAAUUGAAUAUGAUAUAUACGAGAAAAGUAAUGAACGGUUUUUAAACUGUGAUGCCAAAAUGUUUCUAUUAUAUGCGCGUCUUUUAUGGGAUUAAAAUCACACGAUUCCAUAUUCUGAGUUGUUAAACGAGGAAUAAUACUUAUUUUAUAGAGUAAUGACGUAUCCUUCCUAUAUACUGAAUACCGAUAUGGUAUGUAUAUGUUAUCAAUGAAAAGGAACAAAUAAAUAGAGAAACAAACCAUAA
Messenger RNA from Camponotus floridanus (Florida carpenter ant), 2174 nucleotides. RefSeq names its product mRNA-decapping enzyme 1A (gene DCP1). Lineage: Eukaryota; Metazoa; Arthropoda; Insecta; Hymenoptera; Formicidae. Gene Ontology annotation, cellular component: P-body. Bases 186 to 1568 code for a protein of 460 amino acids. The record is from RefSeq and is a predicted model, not a curated record. Gene Ontology annotation, molecular function: mRNA binding; enzyme activator activity. Gene Ontology annotation, biological process: deadenylation-dependent decapping of nuclear-transcribed mRNA; positive regulation of catalytic activity; deadenylation-independent decapping of nuclear-transcribed mRNA. The transcript is spliced from 4 exons.